Racocetra fulgida is the source of this 735-nucleotide messenger RNA. The record is from the annotation of a GenBank genome assembly. NCBI's taxonomy places the organism in Eukaryota, Fungi, Glomeromycota, Glomeromycetes, Diversisporales, Gigasporaceae.
AUGAUCGUUGCAACUUCAACUCACUUAACUAUAACCGAUAGAGCUUCUGAUUCAAAUAAGUGUCCUCUCAAAGUGUCUUUAAUAGGAACUCCACAAGAAAAGCCAGCUGCAAUUGACAAUACACAAAAUUCUGUAAUUGAAAUGCUCAUAUCUGAUUAUAUUAGUCAAGAUUAUAAAUAUGCAAUCUAUGUAGUUUUUCCACAUGACAACCCACGGUUUGAACAUUUUAAAACUUCUAUCCAACCACAAGAAUCGAUUAUUUUUGUGGUUGGUCAAAUAGAAGUUAUAGAUAAUAAAUUUUAUGUCAGUGCAAAAGACAUUACUUACAUUAAUAUUAAUAUUUUAAAAAAAAAUUCUGACUCAGAACACCAAGUCCAAUCAAUUCCGCCUAACUCAACAAGAUCUAAACUUUUACACAUCCACCAGAGUAUUACUAAAAACUCAAAAGAUGCACCAAUUAUUCAGACAUCACCAAUAACUAUUUCAAGUGAUAUCGAAUGCGAACCUUCAGCAAAACGUAGAAGAUCUAAUCAAAGUGACCAACUUAUUGAUGAAGAAUUUGCUAACAAUAAUGAUAGUAAAUCUGAUCAAGAAGACCCUAAAAAACCAUCCAAAAAAAGCAAAUCACAAAAAAAUCAUACACCAAAUCGAACAAAAAAUAAAGAACGUCCUAUUAGAACUACACGUACCAAAAACCCACAUUAUUUAGAUAUUGAUAAUGACUCUAAUAAAUAA